Messenger RNA from Staurois parvus, 383 nucleotides. The record is from the annotation of a GenBank genome assembly. Lineage: Eukaryota; Metazoa; Chordata; Amphibia; Anura; Ranidae.
UGUCAGGUUCCGCCCAACGGGAUCUCUAGUGGUACACAGAACAGGAUUCCCCAGGACGCGGAGUCUAAGUCCCAGUCUGCCUUUUCACCAGAGCCCCUGAUGGUGGGGAUGGACUUGGUGCAAGACUGGAACCAGGUCACGACCCCUGGGUGCACCCAACUAUGGUAGAGGGGUCCCGCUGAGGGUAUGUGCCUGGGAUGAGCCUGCUGUAAAGGGGCUGACAGGUCCAGGUCCAAGAGGGAUGGAUGGAUGACUGCCAGGAGUGAGCGUGGUCAGACUAGCCGGGUCGGUAACAGUGGGGACAGGUGCGGUACCAAGCAGCAGACAAAGAGUAGUCAGGUCACACGCCGGGUUCAGUAACAGAGGGUCAGAUCCGUUAGGGG